AUGCGAGCCUCCACAAGCAUGGACGCCGCCUGUGACGGCGACAACGGCACCAGCGUGCGGAUUCCAUCUGCAGCGUCGACCACCAGCGCCCGUUCGAGUCGCCUAUGGCAGUCGACGGUUCGCUGGGUGGAAUCCAACGCUGUGCCAGGAGUGCACGCCUCCUCCGAGACUCCGCAGCCGAUUCGAAAGAACGCCUUCCAGUCGUCUCCAUCCUAUUCCCCCGUGUUGGAAUCGUUAGACGUGCCGCUCGCUAGGAUGGCCGCCACCGCAGCGCUAACGCCUACAAUGACCGAGGAACGUGACGACCAUGUGCUCAGCGCCUCCCCCAACGACGAGGAUACCCGUUCCGAUAAGCCGCGCACCAGCCUGCACCGAGGCGGUGAGUACCUCAUCGCGUGCUCUGCAUUUUGGCACCAUCAUGGAAGCAACAGCGGUGGCGGCGGCGGCGGUGGCGGUGGUCGGGUGGUCGCCCAUCGCGUCCCCGCGCCGCCAAAUCCUCCACGACUCUCCAGCUCACCGCAGCAGCAGCCUCUGCAGCAACCAGCGAGUACCACCCCACAGACAACGCCGACGACGGCAAUUUCGUUGUCGCUCAGGGAAGCCAAAACCGCCGCAGUAGGCGCACAGCGGGACGCCUCCGUCCGGAGCGGGUCGCCGCUGGAAGAGAAGGCGGAGGAUGCUCUCGUCACCCCGAGACUGCCAUUGCUCGAAGGCAAGCACACCCGUAAGGAGAGCACCGAUGUUGAGCUGAGCUCGAACCAUCUGGCGAGGCUUCCGCCAGGUGUGCCACUUUUCCAACCAACGAAAGUAGACCUGCCAUUCCCCACAACGGCAGCAGAAAGGCAAUGGAGGCCGUCACCCCCUGCAGCGGCUGCACUGCCGAGGGGUUCCUGCAACCCCCGGACCCUUGCGCUAGAACACGACCCUCAACGCUUUUCGAGCCGCUGGCAUCCUCAGCAGCCGCAGCAGCCACGGAAACCCAUCAGCAACUGCUGCUCGGAGGACUGUAACCUUGCAGCAGUCGCCACCGCCUCGAUCCUCGCCUCCCCUCUCACAAGCGACACGGACACACGUCCCAGCGCCGGCGAGUUGCAAGCGCUGUCAUUGCGGCCCAACUCGAGACUGUCUGGCUCAGCAGGGCAGCUCCUCUCCAUCGCUAGCUCUACCGACCACCGCUAUUUAUCACCUCCCUCGUGUACCUUAACGCCGUCACCUCUCUUGCUGGGCACGUGCGGCACCGAUACACACGCUCCGCUGGUAUCAAGUUUAAAGUGGUCGUACUCGCCGCGGGCGGAGGUGGACCACGCCGUCGUCAUCUCCCCUUUCUCCACCAAGUGUCGAGGUGGAAAGCACAAAAGAAAUCAAAAGCCAACACGCGUUUCCUCCGGCAGCUUGCUUCCGGCCGUUGGGCUGGCGGUUGGGCUGCCAGGCCUUGGCACCAUCGAGCGACUGCUGCCUCAACCACAAGCACCACUGCAAGGCCCCCUCUCACCAACGCUGCGCGCAAUUCCGAAGGGGUGGGGAUCGCCACCGCCGAUGAGCAACCCCAACAGCCCAGCGAGCAUUGCCUUGGGCAAUUUGUCGCGGGGUGCAAAUUCAAAUGCGACAGCAGCGCUCUUGGCUGUAGGGGUGGCACCCAGGCCCGCUUUGGCGGCGUCGGUGGGUUGUUCCGACUUGGCACUCUCUCCGAUUGAUGAGCAGGCCACUGAAGCUCAGCGCGAGAACACUUUUGCACGACCUCUUGAAGCCAAUGUAAAUGCUCUGUUUAGCGGCAGUGCGUACGCCGACGUUCGUGCGUCGACUGAGCUUCACGUGCUUCGUGCCCUUCCAGUAGCGCGAGCAUCCGUCGACCACGCCGCGAUGGAGACCGCAGUUGCCGCAGCGGGGGCGCCGUCGCUCGCUGCCCCGCACCUGUCGCUGGGGCAGAAUGCCACGCCGUGUAUGACACGUCUAUCUGCAUGCGAAGUGCUGACAGCAGACUCUACGUGCCACACUGCGGAUGUGCCACCACACACGCAGUUGCUGCCUGUCUCGGCGGCGGCGACGGCGAUGCUGAUGCCUCAAGGUCCACCCUUCGGAACACAUUCAUCUUCGGGCACCCACGAGCGAGGGUGUAACGGUCGCCCGUGUUGUUCGACAGAACCCGCAUUUGCUUCUCUUCUGACACCAUCGGUGCCAGAAGACGGUCUCGAGUCAGGCGCGGUGGCCUCAGGUGCGCCUUUCUCCGCGUACUCGACCUCCCCGCGCAAUCCGCAGGCACAGAUGACACCCAUAUCACUCGAACCACUGCAGCAGCUUUACAGCGGCACCAUUAGCAAGCGCGCAAGUCGCGGCACCGCCCACGACGAGCGCGACGGAGGUGCUUGUCGAAUCAGAUAUAGUGUUGGCGCAACUAACGUCGCACUCAGCCACGUAUUGAGCCCGCUGAUAGCCUCCGGUGCGGUACCGAAGGUGGCAGCGGCCACCAGCCGCUCAUCUCAGCAGCCCUUGCGCUCCUCUCUUGGGUGGGAAAGACAAGCCGAGGAUGCUGGGACGGUCACUUCGAUGUCGCCGGAAUUCGAGGUCGCCAGAACGCCAGGCCACAAAGGUGGCAGUGAUGCAGUGGCCACCGAGAAGGCAGUUGUGCCGAGUGUAGGCACCAACCCAAUGCAGUCUCCAGCGCCGUUGCCACUGACAACGCCUCUGCAGGGCUCGCAGAGGGCGGCGUUUCGGUUCCACAGUGUGAUCCGACGGAGCGAGGAUCACGGACGCAGUUCCUAUUUCCUCUCUGCCCACUCACCGAUCAACCCCUCCGUCUUGGCGGAGAAAAGGCGGCCUGAUAUGCUGAAGGAGCAAGACAGGAUAGUGGACAGGGGCACUUGUGGCGACGGCGGGGGUGAAAGAACUCAGUCACGCGUCUUCACAACGUCGCUGCAGCACUCGGUGAGUGCGGUGGCAGCCGGCAAUGUGCCCAGUAGAGCGGAGAACCUCAAGGCAGGUCGAAGACCCCGUUCCCGCCAGCGUCGAACCCGUGAGCUGCUGACGAGCAGCAGUAGCCUCAGGGAGCCGUGGACGGGCCUGCAGCUACCGCGCUCCACCGCGCCGGGCAACGUCUCGUUCACCAACGCCACGGGACAGACACUGCACUCUGUCGCCUUCCCGACGUGCAGCCCCGGUUACAGAGCCAGUAUGCGGCGCAUGAACAGUGACGUGUACUCCAGUAUGCUCACCUCUUCGACCAACUCUAUUCACUCAUCUCGCGAGGACAGCCAGUCGUCCUUCUAUCUGAACAACACCACUACCGAGCAAGGCGCCUCAUCAGUGAUGCAGGCUGUCCCCUCGGACACGGCUGUGGUCAUCAGUGCGGGCGCUCUCGCGCCGCUGAGGGCAUCCGAGCACACAGCCUCCCCGAAGGAUCCUGGCAUACACAGGAAGUGCAAACGCGGCAACAGCGGAAGCAGCACUUGGAGCCACGGUCAGCGGAAACGCGAAAGUCGUAGCAGCGGCCGGGCUGUCGCGAGUGCAACUUCGUGUCGGUGUCGUGUAACCCGAGACCACGAUGCUGCGCUGGAGAACGCUUGCAGCAGCUGCAGCAGCUCGUCGCACUGGCCGCUGUCCUCGCGCACAUCAAUCUUAUCAUUUGGCUUGGAGAGUCCAGCGUCUGCCUCGCCAAUUGGGACUGCGAUCCUUCGACAGAGCGCUGGUACCGCUAAGGGGCACAAGUUCGUGCUGGGGCAGAGCUGGAGCUCGCUGCGAGCGGCGAGUGCGAGCACGGUCGCGUCGCCGAGAUCCAGCGAGGAACCGCCGCACCCCGACGGCUGGAGCGCGGGGCACAGCGCUCAAAAAGGCGUACGUUGCAGCUCCAGGGGUGCGACGCCGUUGCCGAACCGGGUACCGUCCUACUCGCAGCGACACGGCUACUUGCAAGAUGCGCCGCACCAAUUCUUCAGCUUUGAGUCGCCUCAGCAGCGUGAAAUUCCCUGUCGACUAGGCACCAUCGCAAAACAACACACCGUUGUGGUGCCGCAGGUCGCCUACUCUUCACCUCCGCAAGAUGUAGCCGGUGAGCCAGAGGGCCACCGCCACCAGCACCAACAGCAGCAGCAGCAGCGCCGACCCGGCUAG
Leishmania braziliensis MHOM/BR/75/M2904 is the source of this 4104-nucleotide messenger RNA. RefSeq lists its product as hypothetical. The coding region runs from base 1 to 4104 and encodes 1367 amino acids. The transcript has a single exon. The record is from RefSeq and is a predicted model, not a curated record. NCBI's taxonomy places the organism in Eukaryota, Euglenozoa, Kinetoplastea, Trypanosomatida, Trypanosomatidae.